GGUGCCAGUUUAUCUUCCAGUGGAGAUGAUCCCGGUUCUGUUUCACCUAACCCCAGCCACAGUGUUUGUUCUGGCCUGCAUGUCAGCGGUACCGCUGCGGGGCCACAAGCCUCCGCAGGUGGACCCGCUGACGGCCCACCGGGCUGACCCGCAGUGCUGGGACUCCUCUUCCUCUCUGCUGCUGGAGAUGCGCUCUCCGAGAAUAGCCGACUCGGUGCCCGCCUUCUGGGACCUCAUGGGGACCCUCCGGUCCUCAGAGAACGGGAAACACGCGGCGCUGUUCUGGGACCUGGCCCGGGUGUUUUGGGGGAUCUAUGCGGACUGUGUGAUGUCCAGGAGCCACGGCCUGGGCAGGAGACACGUCACCUCUGAGCGCUCCGUCAUUACUGACAAGUCCUUUAGGUUCAACAGCUCGAAAGAAAACUCCUGGACAAAGCUUACUGUCAGAGUGAGACGCAGGGGACACAUCAAGACCCUGAGGACUGAACCCAAAUAAAACCCAUCACAAAUGUUUGGAUAUGUUUGCUGGAAAAUCUAUGUCUUUACUUCACCCCAUCUUUGUGUUACCCCUGCC
Messenger RNA from Cyprinodon tularosa, 574 nucleotides. RefSeq names its product protein FAM237A-like. The transcript is spliced from 2 exons. The record is from RefSeq and is a predicted model, not a curated record. The coding region runs from base 26 to 496 and encodes 156 amino acids. NCBI's taxonomy places the organism in Eukaryota, Metazoa, Chordata, Actinopteri, Cyprinodontiformes, Cyprinodontidae.